Papaver somniferum (opium poppy) is the source of this 1095-nucleotide messenger RNA. RefSeq lists its product as uncharacterized. Gene Ontology annotation, molecular function: DNA binding. Gene Ontology annotation, cellular component: RNA polymerase I complex. Lineage: Eukaryota; Viridiplantae; Streptophyta; Magnoliopsida; Ranunculales; Papaveraceae. The record is from RefSeq and is a predicted model, not a curated record. Bases 430 to 885 code for a protein of 151 amino acids. Gene Ontology annotation, biological process: RNA polymerase I preinitiation complex assembly; transcription elongation by RNA polymerase I; nucleolar large rRNA transcription by RNA polymerase I. The transcript has 4 exons.
CAUAAGAGGCCUCCUUCGAGUCCGCAGCAAAAACCUCAGUUUCUUUCCUUAGAAAAUUUCUCUCAUAAUAAUCAAACUAGAUUCUAAUCACUUUCAGAGAAAUGGAGCUACAUAUCGAUACUCAUCUUGGUUGUCAGUACUAACUUUAGGUUUCAAUUUAUUUUUUUAUGAACUAGAAAUGGAGGUAGAAGAUUAUUCGGUUAAAUUGGAGAAGAAGAAGAAACGAAAGAGAAAACACCCAAUAGAUUUGAGAAUAGAGAUGGUGAAAGAAAAUCAAGAAAAGAUAGCUCCAUUUCUAACUGGUUAUGAAAAGUUCAAGAUGAUUUAGACGUUCUCGUUUAGAGCUUCUUGUUAAACCUAAAGGAUCUAAGGUUAAUUUUGUUGGUGCUAAUUAUUCCGGUUAAGCUGAAGCUCCUAUAUCCUGUCGGUAUGCUCUUGGUGUUCUCGAUAAAGAGACGCAAACUCUUAAAAUCGUCAAAACUGAAUCCAACAAGAUAUUUAUUAUUUAGAUUGGAAGCAAAGUUCGCAGGCAAAGCUGAAGCAUCUGAGGAAGCAAAGGUAGAAGCAUUAACCCCAAAAGAGAAGGCAGAGAAAAUGAACGAUCUUAUCAAUGCCUUUGGAACUAAGAAGGCUAGAAAGCAGGCCAGAGAUAAGGCUAACCUGAACAGAAAGGAAGAUGCAGAGACCCAAAAAGAGAUGGGGGAAAAAAUUAAGAAGCUGGUCCUGGCUAAUGCCACGGCAAGUGACGAUUCACAACCUGCUCGUAACAUCCCGUACCAUGAUACUACGGCUGAAACACCAGAAAAAGCUUAUCCUAUAGAGAAAAUUAUUUCUAAAGGGGAAAAUGAUAUCCUCCAAAAAGCUUUACACUAUAUGUUCUACUAAGGAACAGUAUCACCCGAUGCCUUUCCAAUUUUUUUCCGCAAUCAAAUACAGAAAAUGAAGGAAAUCCAGGAUGAAACGGAGAGACAGGCUCUUGGUGUCAUAUAGUUGUAUAUGACUCACCUCAUCAAGUUUUAAGGAUCAACAAUGUGUAAAAUGUAGACCAUAAAGAAUCUGCAAAAAAACACCAAAUUCCAGAGAUGUUAUUCCAGA